CUAUCUGCUGCCAAUUACUUCGAUUGGGUUGUUAAACAACACUUCCCUUCUCCCUUUCUCCUCUCUCUUUUUUUUCUUCCUCUUAUUCUUCGCCUUCAAGCACACAACAACUGCAUAUUCAUCAACCAUCAUCUAAUCGACUCUGUAAUAUACACCAUGCCUGGACCAGAUGAAUGGCUCGAAACUGUCAGACAAUGUCAACCCUUACCAGAGCUCGAGAUCAAGAAGCUUUGCGAGAUGGUGAAGGAGUUGUUGAUGGAGGAAUCCAACAUUCAACCUGUACGUUCACCAGUUACCGUUUGUGGAGAUAUCCAUGGACAAUUCUUUGAUCUAAUGGAGUUGUUCAGAGUCGGAGGAGAGAUUCCAGAGACCAACUACAUCUUUAUGGGUGAUUUUGUUGACCGAGGAUUCAAUAGCUUGGAAACAUUUACACUUUUGAUGGUCCUUAAAGCAAGAUGGCCUGACAAAAUUACACUCCUUCGAGGAAACCAUGAGAGUAGACAAAUUACACAAGUUUAUGGAUUUUAUGAUGAAUGCCAAACCAAAUACGGCAACGCCAACGUCUGGAAGUACUGUUGUCAAGUGUUUGACUAUUUAACGCUGGCAGCUAUUGUGGAUGGUCGUGUGCUGUGUGUUCACGGAGGACUCUCGCCAGAUGUCAGGACAUUGGAUCAAAUCCGCACCAUUCAACGUUGCCAGGAAAUCCCACAUGAAGGAGCAUUUUGUGAUCUGAUGUGGUCUGACCCCGAUGACAUCGAUGGCUGGGGAGUCAGUCCGAGAGGAGCAGGAUGGCUGUUUGGUGCCAAGGUAACAAGUGAGUUUAACCAUGUCAACGGUCUGAACUUGAUUGCACGUGCCCAUCAGCUUGUGCAAGAAGGCUUCAAAUACAUGUUCCCAGAUGACAACCUCGUUACAGUCUGGUCUGCACCCAAUUAUUGUUAUAGAUGUGGCAAUGUGGCGGCUAUUCUAAAACUUGAUGGACCUACAGUGGAUGAAUCCAAUUUCAAAAUCUUUUCAGCUGUAGAAAUUCAACAUACCCAGACAUCCUCCGGCGCCGGUGGAAACCAAUACUUUUUGUAACAAAAGCAAGCACAAAGCCUCAGCCUAUUAUCACUAUGGCCAUUUUUUUUAAACUGCCUCUAUCAUCAUUCGUUGCGAGUGUGUAUUUUUCAUCUCCUUGUCUAGCUCUCUAGCAGUGUCAUAAUACUUCCACACCCCUUCAAAUAUAAUAAAAUGUUUAUGUGUUUAUUUCGAU
Molecule: messenger RNA, 1255 nt
Organism: Lobosporangium transversale
Lineage: Eukaryota; Fungi; Mortierellomycota; Mortierellomycetes; Mortierellales; Mortierellaceae
Product: Serine/threonine-protein phosphatase ppe1
Exons: 8
Coding region: 157-1080 (307 amino acids)
Biological process (GO): G1/S transition of mitotic cell cycle; peptidyl-serine dephosphorylation
Cellular component (GO): cytoplasm
Molecular function (GO): protein serine/threonine phosphatase activity
Source: RefSeq, a predicted model, not a curated record